AUGGCACAAAGAUGUGAAAGAAGUAAGCAAGUAGCGGCUGCAAUGCGUAAUGCCAUGGAAGAUCAUGCUCGAAAGAGCCAGGACGGUAGGAUACGCAAAGGUGAUCGCAGUCACGAUGCUCGGCAAGUCCAAAACACUGUGAAUACACUGGGAGGUGCAAGCAUUAAGCUUGAUGUCCGCGAUGCGACGGCUCAGCGGAGACCCGUCGGGAAGUGUUUAAAUUGCAACCGGCAAAGACAUCUGAGAAAGGAUUGUACGAUGCCAAAGAAGAACGCUACUGCCAUUGAAGAGCUUACUAAAUCGGCUCAGCAAGCAGAGCUGGCGAGAAUUUUUACUUCGUCCUUGAGGAAAUGGAUAUGUGGAGCAGUAGAGGUCGACAACAAGUGCGAAUUGGUCAGAGAACAGAAGACAACGGAAGUUCAUCUUCUGGGCACUCCAUGCGGGGCGUUGUUGGACACUGGCUCGAAAAUCAGCAUUAUGCCACUGCAAGUACUCCAGAUAGCAUUAGAGUCCGGCUUUGACUUGGAUGCCGAUGUCGAAUAA
Molecule: messenger RNA, 543 nt
Organism: Cooperia oncophora
Lineage: Eukaryota; Metazoa; Nematoda; Chromadorea; Rhabditida; Trichostrongylidae
Source: the annotation of a GenBank genome assembly